Molecule: messenger RNA, 1261 nt
Organism: Neurospora tetraspora
Lineage: Eukaryota; Fungi; Ascomycota; Sordariomycetes; Sordariales; Sordariaceae
Product: eukaryotic phosphomannomutase
Exons: 3
Coding region: 127-939 (270 amino acids)
Biological process (GO): mannose metabolic process; GDP-mannose biosynthetic process; protein N-linked glycosylation
Cellular component (GO): cytosol
Molecular function (GO): phosphomannomutase activity
Source: RefSeq, a predicted model, not a curated record
AGAAGUGAUCUGAAGUUUGGGUGUUUAUAUAGUUGGCGAUCUCCCCCAGCUUUCAACUUUCCAGGGUUUACUUGUCCUCUUUUUCCACGUCGAAACACCCAAACCACAACCAUAACCACCAUCACAAUGGCUGCCGCUGUCCCCAUCACUUAUCCUCCUCUCGAGGAGCGCCCGCUCAAGAACACCAUCUGCUUGUUCGAUGUCGAUGGCACCCUUACUCCUGCGCGACUGACCGUCGCCCCCGAAAUGCUGACCCUCCUCUCCAACCUCCGCCAAAAAUGCGCCAUCGGCUUCGUCGGCGGCUCCGACCUAGUCAAGCAGCAAGAACAGCUCGGCUCCUCCUCGGUCGACGUCACCACCCUCUUCGACUUCUGCUUUGCCGAGAACGGAUUGACGGCCUACAAGCUCGGCCAGCCCCUGCCCUCCAACAGCUUCAUCAAGUGGAUCGGCGAGGACCAGUACAAGGAGCUGGUCCGCUGGAUUCUGCACUACAUUGCCGAUUUGGACAUCCCCAUCAAGCGCGGCACGUUCAUCGAGUACAGGAAUGGCAUGAUUAACGUCAGCCCGAUUGGCCGUAAUGCGAGCACCGCGGAGAGAAACGAGUUUGAGAAGUUUGAUAAGGAGGCGGGAGUGAGGAAGGAGAUGGUGGAGAAGUUGAGGGAGAGGUUUGGGCAUUUGGGUUUGACCUUCUCCAUCGGCGGCCAAAUCUCCUUCGACGUCUUCCCCACCGGCUGGGACAAGACCUACUGCCUGCAGCACCUCGAGAACGAGGCCAAGAAGGCCAACGGUAUUGAGUACACUACCAUCCACUUCUUUGGCGACAAGACCUUCAAGGGCGGCAACGAUUACGAGAUUUACGAGGAUCCUAGGACUAUUGGUCACUCGGUUACCGGACCGCAGGACACGGCGGCUGAGUUGAGGAAGCUUUUUGACCUUUAAGUUGGGGUCAGGGGCUGCCGAGGGAUGAGGAGACAAUGACGGAAUAAGUUAAAACCUACAUAGGGAUGAAGAUAAUUGGUAAUGAUGAUUUGAAGACAACGGACCUUGAAGAGUUCGGCAUGAUAGAUAUGUCGGGAUGAUCUGGUUGUGCUGUUCGUGAAAGCGACUUACAUCUUUCUUGAGCUUGCUUGUUACAAGGCACAGAGUUCUUCUUAUUGCUAUUUCCCUCUUUCUGCUUCCCAAAUUACCUCCUGAGUAACAUUUCGACACCAAGCUGAUAAGCAAAAAUACAACCAGUCGCGAAUCAAGGGAGGUAUCCUAC